AUGCUUUUAUCAUUCCUUAAAAAUGUAAAAAAUAAACCUUUUUUGGAGUAAAGUUUGUUAUUAUUGAAAUAACAUCAAACUUGUUACUAUAAAUCCAUAGAGUUGGCUAAAAUAUAGUCACCCACUUUAUAAUUAAUUAUUAAGGGGCUCUUUCAAUUAAUUAUUAUUUUUUAUAAAACGGAUAGAAUGAGAACAAAACAUCUAGUUUUAUUAGGUGUUAUCAUAAUGCAGGGUAUGAUAUCUUUAAAAACUGUUUAGUUUGCUUUGUGUAAGCAUUGCACUAUGAUUUGACAACACUUCUUGAUUAAUAAAAUGAAGUUGACUGUGAAAAUACUGAUUUUGUAUAGAUGCUUUAAGACUUUGAUUCUUGGAGUGAAAUAAUAGAAUUAUUAUAAGGAGGAUAAUUGGAUGCAGAAAUGAAACAACUACAAGAACUUUCUGAUUUCACUAAUGAAAUGAUAUCAGGUAAAUCUUUUGACAAAAAAUUAGCUAAUCCAAAUGAUUUGAUGGAAGACUAAUAAUAUGAUGAGUAGUUAGAGUAAAUGGAUGAGCAAUUAUAAACAAUUCAGAAUUAAUAUAAUGGUCCUCAAAGAAAAUUCUUAUUUGAAUAAAGCAGACAAAUUUCAGACUAAAUUAGAAGAGUAAUUGAAUCAAGUAUAAUAUAAUAUUAAUGAUUUAAUAGGAUCUUUUGAAUAAAAGAGAUCAUAAUUGGCAAUGUUAUAUGGAUUGAUUGAAUAUUUAUUGAAAUAAAUUACUAGAGUAUAAAACCAAUACUAAUAAACAACAUAACCUAGAGCCUAAUCAGUUUAAUCAUAAUCAUAACCACAAUCAGUUUAAUCAUAACCAUAAUAAAGAAUAAGAGAAUAAAAAGAAAGAAUAAUUGCCAUAAAAGAUAAAUGUGGUGAUAGAUAUUAAUAAAGAAAAGUGUCUAAAUAAAGAGUAGUUCCAGGAAAUUACAGAUAAAAUGAUCAUCCAGUACCUGAAGAAGUAGGUUGUGACAUUCCUUUUCCAUAAUAAAGAUAACCAAAAUGUGUUGUUGGAUCAGAUAUAGUAUUAACAAGUUCUAUCUCUGCUGAUUAACCAACCGUUUCAACAGAAGUUAAGAAAUUAAAGGAUGUUAAUGAAUAUGGUUUUGGUUUUUGGAUGAGAUUUUUAACAUUGUAUCCAGAAUAAUUGUAAAGCGGUUUAACUGACUAAUCUUACUUUGUCGCUAAAUUAACAAAGAAUUAAUAAGAUGGUGAUGAUAAGAUAGGCGACAGAUUAUUAACUAUAUUCUAAACUUAAGAAUAAUAUAUUUUUAGUGCUUAACAUGAUAAACCUGAAAGAAAAGAAGCUACAGCUGCUAUUGUUUUUGGAGAUAUUGAAGCUGUUUGGACAUACGUUUAUUACAGUUACUCAGCUUAUCAAUAAUAAGCUAUUGGUUUCUAUAAACAAUCAAACAGUCAAUUAGUUAAAUAAGUUACAUUACCAGCAUCUUAAGGAACUCCAUAAUAUUUGAGAUUUGUUUUAGGAGGUUAAUAUUUCGAUUUCCCAGGAUUUAAUGGAUAAAUAAGCAGACCAGUAUUAGCAAUUGGUUUGGGAACAUAUUUAAUUAAUGAAUAAGAAUUUUUGUAAUAUGCUAUUUCAUGCAAUCCUUAACCAUAUGUUGCACCAUAAAAAUUAGUUCCAUAUUAAUUUGCCAGAGAAUCCACAUAUGUAGAUAUUGAAGAUAAUAAUGCACCACCUACAUAAGAAUUUAUUGACUUAUUAUUACCUGAUGAAUAUGCAGUUUAAGGUUGGUUUAAAUGGGAAGAAACAGAUUUGUAAGAAAAUUGGCAUACAAUGUUCAGAUUAUCAAAUACACCAUUAAGAAAAUAAUAAAUUUUAUUAGGUGAAAGAGUAUUAGCUGCUUGGUUAGGUAAACCAAAAGGUGGAUAAAUUCACUUUUCAACUUAUUCUUAUGCAAAUAUGAAAGGAUCUGGUAACCCCAAUGCUCAUCAAUAUGUCUAACAUUAAGAUUAACAUUUACACUGGCAUUUUGUAUAUUUUGGUUACAGUAGAGAUUAAAGAAAGGCAUAUGCUUAAGUCUUAUUUAAACAUGUUCAUGCUAAAUCUUUAAGUUUCGUCAAUGUUAAUCACUUUGUAUCACCAAAACAUUAUUUCUAUUUUGGAAGAGAGAGACAAUUCCCAGUUUACAGUGGAUUUAUGGCAUAUCUUGAAGUAUUCUUCUGUAAAGGAUCUUAUUUAACAAAUGUUAAACCAGCUUUAAGACCAAUACCAACACCACCUCCCCCUAAAAAGAGAUGUGUUGAAGGACCAAAUAGAAUUAUUAAUGCAAAAUAUGAUAAAGGUCCAGUUGUUCAUGUUGAAUUACAUAAAGAUGAUUUGAAAGACACUACUUAAUAUGGUUAUGGAUUCUGGUUCAGAUAUACUGGUUUGGCAGGUGGAUAAAAUGAAAAUAGUAGACCAGAUUGGUCAUUGAUUGCCCGUCUUACAAAUAAGAAAGAAACACCAAAAGAUAUUAGAGAUGGUUUAUUAACCAUUUUCUAAGGAAAAGUUGGUUUCUUCUAUAUCACUGCUAAUAAUAAAGCUAAGAAAUUAGUAGAAUUAGCUUAACCAUUUGGAGAUAUUGAAGGAGUUUGGAUUUACACUUAUUUCAGUUAUACUAGAUAUAAAGCUAUUGCAUUCUAUUAGAUUGAGAACUAAGCACCAAUUACCUUAGAAGCCAAAGUCACACAUCCAAGAAUGGAAUAAUUAUUAUUCUAAGUUGGUGGAAAAGAUCCAUAAGAUAGAUAUUAUUCAUUUAAUGGUUAAUUCCAUAGACCAGUUUUAAGAUUAGGAUCAGGAUCAUUCUUUGAUACAUUAGAAGAAUAUAAUCCAUUCUGUUUAAGUUGCAAUCCUCAACCAUAAAAGGAUUGUUCAAGUAAAGGUUUGAUUAGAGCAGUCUCAGCCAAGGCUUCAUAAUUCAAUGGAAAUCCAGUUAAUUCUGGUGAUAGAUUUGGAACAACUGAAUAAUAUUCUGUUUAAGGAUGGUUCAAAUGGAAUGGUAAGACAUCUGAAAAAGAUUAAUUAUUAUUCAGAUUAACAUCUACUCUUGCUGGUGAAGAUACACUCAAUUUCGAUACACUUAGUUGUUACUUUGAUACUAGAGAUUAAACACUUAAUUUCUAUACUUAUACAUACACUGAUUAAUUAGGGUAAUUUUAUAUAAUUAUAUUAUUAGAUCUGGAAAUCCUGAAGUUAGAUAGAUUGUUGAAGGUAAGACUUUUGUCAAAGAUUGGUUCCAUAUUUACUUUGCUUAUUCUAGAAAGAGUAGAUAAGCUGAUGUCAUAGUUGAACAUUCAUAAGGAAAGGGAGCAUUAUCAUUCAAGAAUGUCAAUCAUUAUGUUGCUCCAUCCCUUAUUCUUUAUUAUGGAAAAGAUUAAUUAACUGAUGCUUUCUAAGGAUUUAUUCAAGGAUUAAAUCUUUUUGCUUGUGACAUCACCUAUUAACCAACUCCAAAGCCAGUUGAAGAUUGCACACCAAUGAAAGAGUAUUAAAAUCUACUUAUUUUUAUAGUCCAAUCUGUUUAGCUGGUGAUUAAUAUGAAAAUGUUUCAUUAACUAAUAUUGAUAAUGUUGUUUAAGAAUUAGAGAAAAGAAAGUAAUUGAUGUAAGAUAAAUAAUUUGUUUUGCCAACAACUUAAUGUUUCUGUUUCCCAUAAUAAGGAAAGAAAGUCCUUCCAUAAAGAUAAGAAGGUUUGCUUGAAAUUUAUGAUGAUGAUGAAGAACCUUAAGAAUAGGAUGCCAUAGAAAUAUGA
Molecule: messenger RNA, 3778 nt
Organism: Paramecium pentaurelia
Lineage: Eukaryota; Ciliophora; Oligohymenophorea; Peniculida; Parameciidae
Source: the annotation of a GenBank genome assembly